AUGACAAGUAAAACCUCUAAUAAGGUGCAGGUGGAUGUCCACCGUGAAUCUAGCGAGACGGCCAGUUCAAGUGGCAGGAGGCGUGAACCACAUAGUCUGCUUGAACAAACGGUAACAGCCGAUUCACGCUCUAAUGAGCAAACACAACUACAGCAAACCUUGGAGCAAGGGUUUGCUAAAAUGGCAACUAGUCUAACUACGGCGAUAGAAAAUGCAUUUAAAAAUUUCUCUGACAAGUUUGAUGUAGAUCCUAUUGAGGACGAACUUCUCACAGAACUAGAAGGAGAACUUGAAAGAAAUGGCAAUGCUAAUGGCAGUGAUGGCGAAAAUGGCCGCCAAAACGACAGACACAGUCAGGAAGCAUGA
Messenger RNA from Paramuricea clavata, 366 nucleotides. The record is from the annotation of a GenBank genome assembly. Lineage: Eukaryota; Metazoa; Cnidaria; Anthozoa; Malacalcyonacea; Plexauridae.